AUGGCGCCAACAACUCUUGAUGUGCGCCAGAACAGUGAAGGAGCAAUUGAAUGUUGGGACGAUGACGAUGAACUACAAUGUUACGAGGACAUUCAUCUCCGCGCCGCUUCGAGCACCACAUCUGUAACGAACUCGUCUAUUCGCCGGUCUGGACAUCGCGACUCGAUCUCUUCGCGUCGCUCUGCUCGUUCUGAUCUUGACUCCACCACAGGUGGAGAUGAAGAUUGGCAGAUACAGUUAUUAGACGAGGAUGAAUUUGUGAAUGAAGAAGCCAUAAUUUCUGUCAAAAAUGCUGGUAUUCCUCUACCAGCAAAUGUCCCACGCACAGCUCUUGUCGGGGGCACAAUCAAGCGUCUUGGAAGGAAAAAGACAAAGCGAGAGUUCAUUGACGACUGGUCUGACGAUUUGGAACUCCCUAGCCCUAGUACUGCUCUGGAGUUGAAACGAUUCCACCACACAUCUCUUCCCGAGGCCCUUCUGCACCUUGGCUCCACUUCAACAGAACAUGCGAAGGUCUCUCCGCUCUUAGACGGCGACUUGACUCUGCCACCAUCUACCCACCCAUUACCCGCUGGCUUCCCAGACUGCAUCAGUGUCGAUGGCACCGGGGAUGUCUCUACCAUCAAAGCGACCAAGCAGCUUUCUUCACAUUUACCGAGCAUCAUUAGAGACUCGGAUAUCGACAAGGAAACUACAUCGGUUGAGAAGUUUGAGGAUGACUUUGAACUACCGGCGGAUGACCUCCUCCAAUUGCGCAAUCCGUUGGCAAGCACCUUUAGCCCAGCUGCCGAGGACGUUGAUGUCGAUUGGUCCGAAGGUAGUAUUGGCGUGCGAUUCGGUGGCACUAUGCGAGAACACCGUUCGAAUCCAAGCUCGUCGAUCUCGCUUGUAAGUCCAAGUGCUUCAAGCUACCUCACAGGUGAAAGUGACGACGAAGGACUGGACGGUCUUGUGAUUCCGGAAGGACCUUUAGACCUGGGCGCCCGUUUGACCCAGUCGGGGCAGCAGAACUUCUCCGAGGCACCUCGCUGUAUACCCGAGGAUAGGCGUCUAGAACAACCUCGCAGCGACGACUUUUUCUCUGGUCUUGAGAUCAAUAGCGACGAGGCCUUGAUUGCCAGGAGAUCUUCAAUAAAUCCGAAUAUCAAAUACAAAACAGAGUCUUUCGGAAGCCCGGCGCGGCGUUCUGCAACCACGCUAACCUUCACAAACGCCGCGGUAUCUCCGAAAACCCGUAUCCCCCGGCUUUCUGGACAUGACCGGACUCAUUCCACCCAUCUCGAGACGGUCUCUGAGAGCGGUGCCCCCUUAUCAAAGUUUCGUUCCUCUCCACGCGGACCAAGCCAUGUCUCUCACUCAUCCGUGUCUAGUCUUCCGAUAACUGGGUCGACGUCCGUGUCGUCGCUUCCAUUGACGUCGAGCCGGCGCUUAGUUGGGACUCGAAUCUCAAAGGAAGGCUUGGCGGGUGAACGCACCUCUGGGAAGCAGUUAUUGAGAUCGAAACGGUCAAUGCCCUCAAUGCGCAACGCACCACAGCGGACAGGUCACAGCACCUCAUUUACGAGCCCUCCUCGUCAAAGUGGUAGCUCGGGCUGGCUGAAUACCCGGUUUCGGGCGCCUAUUGACCGCACUGGGCAAGAUGGGAAGACAUCAGUCCGUAAAUCCCAGGCACCAUUCUUACCCGCCGGUGCGUCAGACAAACAAUCUCAUCACGCCAGCAUGAAAAAUUACCGAUAUACCCGUCGGAGCUCCGAUGGCUCCAGCGAUACAAUCAGCUCUGAAGGCAUCAUUGUGCGAUUGCCACUAUCGGGCCGUCAUGAUGUUUCCGGCGGCAUCUCAAAUGAUACAAGCCCGGAUGCAAUGAAUACAACUCCUAAACGGGCCCUUACUCGACCGGCACGUCGCCGAAAUUAUGGUGACGGAACUGAAUUGGCUUCUUUUGACGACUUACCUACUUCCACUGCAACGGAGAGCAAAUUUGUAAAGCAACCUAGCGGUCGUGGGGCGCCGCGAUCCUUGCGAAAUAGGCUGAGCAUAAGUCAAACCGAGCCUUUGAAACCGGAAGGUUCAAUCCAGCAGACUCCCACUACGAGCAACCCACUCCAGCAACAAGGAUCUGUUCCUAGAUUUGCACGAGAUACCAACGCAUCAAGGAAUGCUAGAGAACAACGCAUCGCAUCCAUGUCUUCGAUUUCAAAGAGCCGGGAAAAUAAUCCUCUUACCCCUCUAAGCUCGAACUGGAAAUCCCAAAACGCCUCGCGGAUCCCGUCAACCACAGGAGCACUAAGAAGCAAGAAAGCGAAAUCCGGUUCGGUCUCUGGAUCUAAACCUCAGCUAAUAAAGCCCAUUGGUACCGGGGUGCAAGAACGGAAAUCCGUGAAUGGUAUGCAAUACAAUCCUAUCUCUUUUCGUUGGGAAGGGAACGAGAAUCUGGUCCAUGGAUUCGACACCACCACGCCGAAGUCGCCGAAAUCAUCACCCGCCCUUAUCACCAAUGUGGGGGCCAUGCAGAACGUUCAGGUGGUUGGCGGAAUGGUGUUUGAUCCGCAACGCAUGUGUUGGCUGAAGCUGGCGCCGUCUCAACCCGGGGUAGAUGGGGUCGUUGCAAUCGAAGACGAAGAUGAUGUAUUUUCCAACCUUGCUGAUCUGGGGGAAUCUGGUGCCUCUAGCCAAAGGGUUCCGCGGGCCCUCGAAGAUUUCGGCCCUGCAAUUAGCGGGGAUGACAGGAGCGGCGAGGAGUCGUCUGAUGAGUGGCCCAUAACAGAGGAAUUUGACGUUGGCCCAGAAUUUAUUAGACGCCAGCAUACGGAAGAGGAAAAAUGGAGACGCAAGGUCGACAAGUGGAUAAACCGUGACCCUGCUGGUUUCGGAAGCAGCUGGAGAUGGGCUAUCCGGGAUCUGGUAAAAUCUAACAGCACGCUUGGGGCUCGAGGGGUCGACAAUGCAUGA
Molecule: messenger RNA, 2949 nt
Organism: Aspergillus mulundensis
Lineage: Eukaryota; Fungi; Ascomycota; Eurotiomycetes; Eurotiales; Aspergillaceae
Product: putative cytokinesis regulator (Byr4)
Exons: 2
Coding region: 1-2949 (982 amino acids)
Biological process (GO): mitotic spindle orientation checkpoint signaling; regulation of Ras protein signal transduction
Cellular component (GO): SIN/MEN two-component GAP complex; mitotic spindle pole body
Molecular function (GO): GTPase activator activity
Source: RefSeq, a predicted model, not a curated record